This is a messenger RNA of Cylicocyclus nassatus, 1625 nucleotides long. NCBI's taxonomy places the organism in Eukaryota, Metazoa, Nematoda, Chromadorea, Rhabditida, Strongylidae. The record is from the annotation of a GenBank genome assembly.
AUGUACAGACAGAUUAUUUUCCUCUGCACGGCUAGCAUAGCUUUCUCGUCCUUUACAACGAAAAGCCCUUUGGAGGAAAAUACUCUGUUUCCAAAACAAGGGCUUCCUCCCACGGCUUCGCCUAAGGCCGUCACUACCACUUCGAGUAUGGCGGAGUCAGAGGAUGAUGAUGAAAGUACGUGUACAAGCGACAAAAUAAUCAUAGAACGCUUACUGGACAACUACAAAUCCUUCAAAACUCCUUCGGAAACGGGGGUGAUAGUAUGGAUAGAGGUGUGGGUACAAGAAGUUAACUCAGUGAACGAAAUAACAAGCGAUUUCGAUAUGGAUAUCUACAUUACGGAGCUUUGGCUUGACCAUGCUCUGCGAUACGAUCACAUGAAUCCUUGUAAAUUCAAUUUGUCACUAAACUCUGAGAUAAUGGACGAGAUUUGGAAGCCAAACACUGUAUUCAUCAACAGCAAAGCAGCUCAUAUUCACAAAUCGCCGUUUAAGAAUGUAUUCCUCAUGAUAUAUCCCAAUGGUACGGUUUGGGUAAACUACAGGGUACAGGUGAAAGGACCGUGCACAAUGGAUUUCAGCGCUUUUCCAAUGGAUCGCCAAUCAUGUCACCUUACACUAGAGUCAUUUAGUUAUAACAAUCAAGAGGUUGAUAUGCAAUGGAUAAAUUGGACAGAUGCGCUGACGCUGCUCAAGAAAGAAAUAGUCCUUCCAGACUUUGUGCUCAGCAAUUACUCGACCGCGCUCGAACGUGUGAUUUAUCCAGCUGGAACAUGGAAUGAAUUGACGAUGACAUUUGUGUUUAGUCGGCGUUACGGGUGGUAUAUCUUUCAAGCUUAUAUUCCGACAUACCUCACUAUUUUCAUUAGCUGGAUAAGCUUUUGCCUUGGUCCCAAAAUGAUCCCCGCAAGGACAAUGCUCGGAGUGAACUCGUUGUUGGCGUUAACGUUCCAGUUUGGAAACAUCAUGAGAAAUCUGCCACGAGUCAGUUAUGUCAAAGCACUAGAUGUAUGGAUGCUGGUCUGCUUGACAUUUGUGUUCUCAUCACUUUUGGAACUGGCAAUGAUAGGAGCAAUCGGCGCUAAAAUGGAACAGACAAAAGCGCCAUGUCCUACAACGCAACGGUCCCGUUCCUCUUCCUGUACAUCACCGCGUAUAUGUCGCAAUCACGUACAGUCAGAUUCACCUCAUGGGUUCCGCAGUUAUGGGACUACAGACCCGCGGAUGAGGAGAAGACAUUUGCUAACUACACCUGGGACAAUUUCAAGAACAUCCAGGGAUGCGACACAGACACCCGAAAAAAUGCUUUUGUUGGAUGGUUGCGAGGAUAAACCAUUUGUCCAGCCGACAAAAAGAGGAUGGACUACGGAUCGGAUCGAUCGCACGAGCAUGAUCAUUUUUCCCGGGCUAUUUACACUUUUCAACAUUAUUUACUGGUCUUACUACCUCAGCCUAGACUAAAAGACGGAAGCAACUUGAUGCGAUAUGAAAAUGAACUGCCAAUUGGAGAAAAGUUUCAUCAAACUCAGUGUUUCUCAUGUUUUUCAGUAUUCACAUGUAAAUUAAUGAUUUGUUGUGACUUCUAAGUGCCUCGUCUUUCGUGAACAUGGCAAUUUGCUGCUCAG